Messenger RNA from Oldenlandia corymbosa var. corymbosa, 1765 nucleotides. The record is from the annotation of a GenBank genome assembly. NCBI's taxonomy places the organism in Eukaryota, Viridiplantae, Streptophyta, Magnoliopsida, Gentianales, Rubiaceae.
UAGAAAACGCCAGGUUGAAUUAUAAGAAAGUAAAAAAUGAAAGUAAAGAAAUCGGCCUGGAAGGGCAAAAUGGUCACGUACACGACACACGAGAUAUAUCCCCCUGGGGCCUCCGGGCCAUAACAGAAUCCAUUUGGUUUCCCGCCAGUAGUUAGUUAACCAGCUAGCAUUCGCGAUCUGAGUACAACAGUCUAUGUAAACAAACUCUGAGCCAAAACAACACAUAUUCCCAAAUUAUUUCUCUCUCUAAAACGAAAAUGACGAUCAGUACUACUCUUCACCAGAUUCUUCUACUCAUUUCCCUCCUCCUCCUUUCCAUCUUCAUGAUCUCCGCCGCCGCCGCCGCCGCCGCCGCCGCCGCCUAUUCCUUCGCUCCUUCCUUUCCGCCCUCUGUUCAUGAGGUAGACCACCUUACCGCUUACCCAGCUACACUCUUCGCUUCCAUCCUGGCCUCUUUAGGCUUUCAGGAGCUUUCCUCCGCCGCCAUUAACGCCAACCUCUCCACCACCACUCCGGUCACCAUCUUCGCACCCUCCGAUUCCUCCCUCCUCACCUGUCCUUCUUGCUCUGUUCCGCUCCUCCUCCAGGAACACGCCGUCCCCGGCCUCUAUUCCCUCGAUUACCUCCGCAAAUUAGCCUUCGGUACUAAGAUCGAAACCCUAUCCCCCGAUUACUGCCUCACCGUCACCAAUUCCGCCGGUCAAAACGACUCUUCCAAGUCCGUCUUCGUCAACGGCGUCGAGAUCUCGCACCCGGACAUGUUCUACAACGGCGCCGUCAUGGUUCACGGACUCCAAGGCUUCGUCUCCCACCUCUCUCCCCUCUCUUGCAACGUCGAGCGGCUGACGUCCCUCUCCUUCCCUCAGCCGUGGCUGUUCAAGGCGCCAACGUCCUCCGUCAUGCGCCUCAUGCUCAAGGACGCCAUAAUCCGGCUCCGAUUCAGCGGCUACAGCAUCGUCUCCCUCGCGCUCAAGGUGAAAUUCGCGGAGCUGUCUCAACUCAAAGCCAUGACGGUGUUUGCCUUGGAUGACGUCGCCAUCUUCUCCGGCGCCGGUCAGGCUUACCUUCACCAUUUCAGGUUCCACGUGGUUCCGAACAGGAGGCUGACGGCGGCGGUUCUGGUGAGCCUGCAGCCCGCCACCGUGUUGCCGACCAUGGAAAUUGGGCAGAAUCUGGUGGUUACAACCGCCGGGGGCGGCGGUCCGUUAGCUCCGAUGAAGAUCAAUUACGUGAAGGUUACCACCUUGAAUUUGCUUCACAACAGCCGAAUUGUGGUUCACGCGGUGUCGACGGCGCUCCCCCACAUGCACCAUCAUCUUUCUGGAAAAGAGGAUCCCGAGGCAGAGUACAACUACGAUUACUAUCACGUCAACGGCGAUGGCUCUGCUCCGCCUCCGACGUGUGACCUGGCACUGGGUGGUGGAAUGUGUGAAGUGGAAGCACCUGCGCCAGGUGGCAUUAAUUCGGUGGCUGAUAAUGUUUUUCAUUUGGGCGAUUCAGUUGGUCUUUGAUUGAAUUUCAAUUGCUCUGUUAAUCAAUUACACUGAGUACAAUCCCCUGUGUUAACUGUUGAAUCUGAGAGUCCCCAGUAAUGAAUUACGGACUGCAUAUCUUAUUUUGCCAUUUGAUUUUGAUUCAAUUCUGUGAUCCUAAUUGAACAUUUUGCCUCCUUCAUUGUUAACUUGGUUUCUUCUUUUUUUUUUUUUUGGUGUUAUGUUAUUGAUUCUGUUGUUGAUUUGGUCAUUUAAUCGACGAUCUAUUCCAC